Messenger RNA from Puccinia triticina, 867 nucleotides. RefSeq lists its product as uncharacterized. Lineage: Eukaryota; Fungi; Basidiomycota; Pucciniomycetes; Pucciniales; Pucciniaceae. The record is from RefSeq and is a predicted model, not a curated record. The transcript has 3 exons. Bases 1 to 867 code for a protein of 288 amino acids.
AUGGAUUCCUCAUCUCUUCUCCAACUCCAAUCCCAACGCGUCAACCAAUCCAACGAGGACCACCAAUUAUCGGUCAGCAAAGGGCUCGACUUGAUGCCCGAAUACGACCGGUUCAAUUCGACCGUCGAAUGUCACGACGACAAGCAUCUUGCAGAACUGCUCGGCGACUCAGAGCAGCCGAAGAUGGACGAGCUUAAGCUGUCGAUUCCCAUGCCAAACUUUCUGAUUGAUCCCCAGGACGGCCAAUUUACGCCGUACUUCGAGCGCUCUCCAGUCUCGACGCCGGACCAGGAAUACGACGAGCCGCACUACUUUGACCACCCCUACACCUCGCGCGACUCGUCGCCGGACUCGGUCCUGAGCCCGUUGCGCUCCCGGGCCACCUCGAUAGCCCUGAAGAAGCUCAUGGAGACCCAGGCGCAGAUGCUGCUUGACAUCAGCGCGGCUUGGAAGAAGAAGUACCCUGUGGACGCAUCGGACGAGGCGCCCCGGAGCACGGCCCACGACGAGCACGAAACAGCAGCGCCCUGCAUAAGUAGCAGCAGCAGCAGCAGCAAAGCUUGCGAGGUCCCGCCGGUGCCGACCAGUGCCACCCAGCCCGCGUCCCUCCUCCCCGCCAACCCUAUCUUCCCCUCCGCACAGCUCCCCCGCAAGAUCCGCUCCAUGUCCCAGAAAUCCUCCGUCUCCCUCGCCUCCCUCGUCGACCGGCUCUCGCUCAGAGAUAUCGACAAGUCCAGCCUCUCCGCCGACGUCGAGAGCUGGAAACGCGACGCACUUCAGUCCAAACUCAAGGAACAGUCUACCCGCAACUGGAUCGACUGUCUUCCCUCCGACAACCAAUUCGACGACCCCUCCCAAUCCCUCUGA